UCUUCUAGAUUUUCAAUUUUUUAAUUUAAUUUUAAAAAACCCCAGAAUCGGAUCGCUUUACCUAUAAAUACCACCCUCCUCAACCAGGCCAAACUUCUUUCGCCAGCUUUUGCAACACUACCUGCAAGAUUGGUUUUUCAUCGGAGCGUCUGAUUUGUGAUUUAGAGAUUUUAUAGACCUUUUUAACUGGGUUUCCGGAAUUUGAGAUCUUUCGAUAAGGUUAUGAGGGUUUUGAUCUGACAUUGGCCAUGCUGAUGCAUAAGAUUAGAAUUCUUCACUCAUUUUCGGUAGUUUUCCUCUAUUGGUUCUAUGAAUUUGCACGCUAAGCCCUAAUCACUUUCAUUUCAUUUUUUUAUUGCUUUCUUCAAUCAUUCAAUUGCUAUAGGGGAUUAGGGGUUAGUGAAAAUUAUUUGAUUGUUUAUAACAUUUGAGGAAUGGCUUCAAAAAAAUUGCCAACGAUCCCGGGUUCUGAUUGUGAUGAAAGAAAAAGGAAGCGCAAGCUGUCUAAUCGCGAAUCAGCACGUAGAUCUCGGAUGAAGAAGCAGCAACGCUUGGAUGAGCUGAUUGGAGAGGAGGGCCGUAUAAAGGAGGAGAACAAGAAGCUGAGUGAGAUGAUUGAUGCCACUGCUAAUCUGUACUUAGAUGUUGCGUCCAACAAUAAUGUGCUGAGGGCUCAGAUUUCCGAACUCACUGACCGCCUCAGGUCGCUCAAUUCUGUACUUCAGAUUGCGUCUGAGGUGAGUGGCCUCGUGAUUGAUAUUCCGGACAUCCCGGAUACAUUGCUCGAGCCGUGGCAGCUGCCUUGCCCGAUUCAGUCCGCCCCUGCUUCUGUUGAUAUGUUCCAGUGCUGAAAUGGUUGUGGAGGAAGUUUCUAAUGCUGAAUGUUGAUGUUGUACUUGCCCUCUUACUAUUAGGCAUAGUCUCAUGUUUUGGUCCUACAAUUGUUAUCUCAACAAAGAUUAGGUUGUGUUUGGAUUUGAUCAUUUUCUUAUGGAAUCUAUUGAAUUAAGUUCCUCUUCUUUA
Messenger RNA from Salvia hispanica, 1023 nucleotides. RefSeq names its product basic region/leucine zipper motif 53 (gene BZIP53). Gene Ontology annotation, molecular function: transcription cis-regulatory region binding; DNA-binding transcription factor activity. Gene Ontology annotation, cellular component: nucleus. The record is from RefSeq and is a predicted model, not a curated record. Gene Ontology annotation, biological process: positive regulation of DNA-templated transcription. Lineage: Eukaryota; Viridiplantae; Streptophyta; Magnoliopsida; Lamiales; Lamiaceae.